UACGUGCAAAGUGUUAUUUUAAUCAUAGGUAAUGGUGAAUUUUAUAUAAAUUAAUAUUUAAAAUUUACUGAGUUACCAGAGACUGGUGACGGUGGCGGUGGUGGCCCUAAGAGAUAGCUGAAUUAUCAGGUGAUCCACCCGUGCUUUUGGGCCUUGAGCCCUUUCUGCUGUAUACUGGGUUUGAUUUUGGAUAGUUUACUGUAAUGGGCUAUUUGUCUUUACUUGCCCUCUAUGGCUUUAAUGAAUUUUAUUGGCCUUUUUCAUAACCCGAUGUAAGCUGUAUUUACUGAGUUGAAGUUUGAAGCCAAUUAUUGUGGCUGGCGGCCACUGGCCGUGGAGUUUCACUCGUCAAUGCGAUCUAUUGUCGUCUAAACCUCUAUGAUGGGUGCUUUCCCCGUCUAUCAGUACGCGCUCCUCAAUGAUUCCGACUUAGUUCGGAUGCUCGUAAUGUGUUUAUUGUUUUGUUUAAAUGAAGCACUGAUACAUGUCGCAAUGUGUGUAGUUGCAGGCUAACGAGUAUUGGACCAACUGUUAUACCCUCAGGCGGUCAUGCACGUGCUCAUGUGCCCAUUACUUGGAAUUCUUGCUUUGCAAUCUAAGGAGAAAACGAGUAAACACACUCGAAGGUUAAGAUGCCGAAAUGGGAGACGGAUUCUCCUCCAAUGGUUGGUGGAAAUGGCGCUUACAGUUACUACAAGAACUCUUACUAUCAGAGAAAAAUGAUAGAUGUCCUAAAGGAAAGAAUUAAUGAAGUCAUUGCUACGAAGUUGGACUUCAGCUAUGUUCCCCUUGCUUCAAAUACAUUGCAUCUUGCAGAUUUGGGAUGUUCAGUUGGACCAAACACUUUUUUUCAUGUCCAUGAUUUACUAGAAUCUAUCAAGAAAAAGUAUCAAUCGCAGGGCUUUGGAUCUCAAAUGCUAGAAUUCCAAGUUUUCUUUAAUGAUCAAGCAAUGAACGACUUCAACACCCUUUUUGCCUCUCUCCCACAAGAAAGACAGUACUUUGCAGCUGGAGUCCCAGGUUCUUUCUAUGGCAGAUUAUUUCCCAGUUCCUCUCUCCAUUUUGUGCAUUGCUCUUUUUCACUGCAUUGGCUGUCUAAGGUGCCAGGUGAGUUGUUAGAUGAGAAUUCUCAUGCAUCGAACAAAGGAAGGGUUCACUACACAAGUGCUCCAUGCGAAGUAGCGGAUGCUUAUGCAUCUCAAUUUGCCGACGACAUGGAAAACUUUCUGAAUGCUAGAUCUGAAGAAAUUGUGACUGGGGGGAUUAUGAUAAUAGUCACACAAGGUAUCCCCAAUGGAAUGCCUUUUUCUAAACUCCCUAACAGCGUGCUAUUUGAAUGUUUGACAUUGAGCCUUUUGGAUAUGGUGAAAGAGGGGUUAAUCAGUGAAGCUGAAGUAGACUCUUUCAACUUGCCAUUUUAUACGGUUUCUCCAGAGGAGAUGACAGAGCUCAUAGAAAGAAAUGGCUGUUUCAGCAUCGAGAGAAUGGAGUUGACAGACCCAGCACCUUGGCUUAACGGUCCAGUUAAUAUACCAGAAUGGGUGGUUCAUGUAAGAGCUGCAAUGCAAGCAUUGUUCAUCAAACACUUUGGAAGAGAAAUCGUUGAUGAAAUAUUUCAUCGGUUAAUUAAAAAACUAACUGACCAUUCUCACCAGCUGGAAUCUAAACAGAGGGAUAAAACUCUUCUUUUCGUUGCUUUGAAGCGUAAAUGAUAUAGUUUGAAAUCAAUUUAAGAUUAUCCCUUUUUGUCUAUGCAGACCUUGCUAUAGUCUUUCUGCUUCUGCUCCUCCUACUUUUUAUCAUAUUAUUCAUCUGUGACAUAACCUUCUGGUUUAUGACGUGUAUUCCUAAUUACAUGUUCUUGUCUGAGAUGUCGUUUCCCCUCUUCUCAUUGGAAAUCCUCUCAAAAUAUUUAUGGUGAGAACUUGUUUAUUUGGAA
Manihot esculenta (cassava) is the source of this 1939-nucleotide messenger RNA. Its product is annotated as loganic acid O-methyltransferase. Lineage: Eukaryota; Viridiplantae; Streptophyta; Magnoliopsida; Malpighiales; Euphorbiaceae. Gene Ontology annotation, biological process: methylation. The transcript has 4 exons. The record is from RefSeq and is a predicted model, not a curated record. Bases 633 to 1712 code for a protein of 359 amino acids. Gene Ontology annotation, molecular function: S-adenosylmethionine-dependent methyltransferase activity.